Messenger RNA from Patella vulgata (common limpet), 774 nucleotides. RefSeq names its product insulin-degrading enzyme. The record is from RefSeq and is a predicted model, not a curated record. The transcript has 7 exons. NCBI's taxonomy places the organism in Eukaryota, Metazoa, Mollusca, Gastropoda, Patellidae. Gene Ontology annotation, molecular function: metalloendopeptidase activity; metal ion binding. Gene Ontology annotation, biological process: peptide catabolic process. The coding region runs from base 130 to 774 and encodes 214 amino acids. Gene Ontology annotation, cellular component: mitochondrion; cytosol.
UGAUUCUUACGGUACUCAAGAAGAAAAAAAUGGAAAUGGCUGCUGCUUGUCGAAGUUGACAAAUAAACGUUAAAAGACGAUAGAAACCAUUAUUUUUAUACUCUUGAGACGAGGGACAUUGGUUUAUUUAUGCGUCUAGUAACAUUUGUGAGAAAUAGUAGAAAAAUCUGUGUUCAUAAUAGUAAUUUCUUAUCCGAGCGAAAAGUUCAGUAUUUAUCUAGUAUGGCAGCUAAAUAUAUAAAACAGAUCUGUGAUAGUGAUAAGAUAUGUAGAUCGGCAGAAGAUAAAAGAACUUACAGGGGUCUCGAAUUAACAAAUGGAAUGAAGGUCUUACUUGUCAGUGAUCCUGAAACAGAUAAAGCAUCUGCUGCAAUGGAUGUCAACAUUGGACAUAUGAAGGAUCCUUGGGAACUACAAGGCUUGGCUCACUUCUGUGAACAUAUGUUGUUUUUAGGAACAGAAAAGUAUACAGAAGAAAAUGAAUAUAACAAGUUUUUGAAUGAACAUGGUGGUUCAUCUAAUGCCUUUACAUCUGUUGAAAAUACUAAUUUCUUCUUUGAUAUUGCUGCUGACCAUUUACAUGGAGCUUUAGAUAGAUUUUCCCAGUUUUUUCGCUGUCCACUCUUCACACCAUCAGCUACAGAAAGAGAAGUGAACGCUGUGAAUUCUGAAAAUGACAAAAAUCUACAAAAUGACUCGUGGAGAGUUCUUCAACUUGAGAAAUCGCUUGCUAAUCCUAAACAUGAUUACUCUAAAUUUGGAACAGGUGUGUAA